AUGCAAAGACCUGAUGGUGGUGGAACAUUAUGUCAAGCCAGGGUCCAGCUUUUGGUAAACCACUUCAUAGUCAAGUACUCAAAGCUGUCAACCUUUUUUCACUAUGACAUAGAUAUCAAGUUUGAUCCAGCGCCUUCAAAGGUUUCUGGCAAGGAGCUCUCCAAUGCAGAUUUUCUUUCUGCAAAGGCCGAGCUUUUCAAGGAUGACAGCUUUCGGCAGCUUUCAUCGGCUGUUGCUUAUUAUGGAAAGAGAAACCUAUUUACUGUUGCACAACUGCCAGAAGGUUUAUUCCGUGUCAGAGUUUGUUCAAAGACCUACAUUGUAUCAGUAGAGUUCAAGAAGCAGCUUCCUCUAAGCCAAUUCUCGGAGCUGCCUGUGGCUAGGGAGAUCUUACAGGGUCUUGAUGUCAUUGUGCGUGAGGCUUCUAGCUGGAGCAAGAUUAUACUUGGUCAUGGAUUUUACUCACCACAAAGCAAAGCGGAUAUGGGGUCAGGUGUUGUAUCUAUGAAAGGAACCCAGCAGACCCUUAAACACACUCAGCAGGGACUGGUCCUAUGUGUCGACUAUUCAGUUAUGCCAUUUCGCAGAGAUGGACCUGUUCUGGAUAUUGUGCGGCAGUUUAUAAAGCCCCUUCCCCUUGACUACAGGACAACACUAAUUUUUUUAUUAAUAUAG
Triticum turgidum subsp. durum (durum wheat) is the source of this 675-nucleotide messenger RNA. The record is from the annotation of a GenBank genome assembly. NCBI's taxonomy places the organism in Eukaryota, Viridiplantae, Streptophyta, Magnoliopsida, Poales, Poaceae.